AAAAAUAUGAUUGUUUAAAGUGUAUAUAGCGGGAGUCGAUGUGAAUAUUGUAACGGACUACAGCUGCUGUCCUGAAGAAGAUGUGAAGAUGCAAGCUACAAACUGUUCAGAGGUUCCUGCCCAGAUUAGUAGUGCCAAGGGACCAGCGAUGGGAACAUCUUGUGCAGCGAUUUCCUGUUUGUUGCUGAGUGUGGGAGCGGUGACGGCCCAGACAGCUCAGUCUCAGAUGAGUGAGCGUGCACUGCCUCAGUGGCUUACUGGCAUCAUCGCAGUCUCCGGCUUCCUCUUCCUGUCCUUCGUCGGCUUCCUAGUGAAGAAGGCCUGGUGUGAGAAGCACAACAGGAUCAAGACCACUGUGGAGUCGGUGAGAGAAAAUGAUUAUGUCAUUACAGACGAAAACACCUACGAGACCAGCCUGGACAUGGUCAGAAGCAAAGAAGACAUGAACGCUUACGACAACCUGGUGAUCGACUGCACUGAAGACAAGGUUACCACCAUGUGACUGUCCUGCACUGAUCCUAUUAGCUGUCUGAAUGUCGUCCUCACCAACUCUGGACGGAGAAAACACACACAAUUAUUUUUUUACAGACAAUGUUGUCUUUGUUUUGUCGGACCGGUUGUCCCUAGCGGGUGGAGCUUAGAGUGAAGAACUUCAGAUAUCAUCCAUGUUGAAUUGACUUACAAAUAUCUUCUGUGACCGUUUGAUUUGUUUUUGUUCUCAUUGUAUCUUCAAAUUCUAUCAUUUAGCAGAAAGUACAAGAUUAUUAUAUGGUUUAUUAAUAAUUUGUGCAAAAUGCACGUUUUUCAGUCACCUCUUGAUAUUCCGAGCAGUAAACACCAGGAAAGCAGCUGUUUGUCCUGUGAU
This is a messenger RNA of Cottoperca gobio, 865 nucleotides long. It is a transcript of the gene pdzk1ip1, whose product is annotated as PDZK1 interacting protein 1. The record is from RefSeq and is a predicted model, not a curated record. Bases 89 to 502 code for a protein of 137 amino acids. Lineage: Eukaryota; Metazoa; Chordata; Actinopteri; Perciformes; Bovichtidae. The transcript is spliced from 5 exons.